Rotaria socialis is the source of this 3951-nucleotide messenger RNA. The record is from the annotation of a GenBank genome assembly. Lineage: Eukaryota; Metazoa; Rotifera; Eurotatoria; Philodinida; Philodinidae.
AUGAGUUCAACUACUGUCGCUCAACAACCAUUAAAUUUCGGACCAGAAUGGCUUCGAGCUUUAUCAACACCUGAAUCAACAACACCUAUUCCAUCGACCAGCGGUAGUGGUGGUGGAAGUGUUUUUAAAUUUUCAGCAACAAAAUAUCGUUAUUCGAAAGAUGAAAUCUUAGCGCUACGUGCUAAUGUAACUCAACGUCUAUCGGAAGAUGUAAGAAAUGAAAUAAUGGAAAAUUUAAAAGACGUUGAGAGUGUUUUUCGACCGAAUAUAAUUGAACCAUUAUCAUUGACAACACCAACAACUGAAGAAUCAGCUAAAAUGAAUUCACUAUCAAGUUAUAUAUCUGGGCGAACACCUGGCGGUGGUGGUGGCCGAGGAGGAAAUAAUUCUCAACAAUCACAACAGCAACAUGAUCCAAGAAGUAGUCGUGGUGGUUUAGUUUCUAAUGGACGUGGUAGUGGACCGAGAGGCAGAGGUGGACGUGAUCAUGCAUUUGGUCCGACUCGUGGGAAUAAUAAUGCGGAAGAUAGUGGAGAUACUGGUGGUGGCGAUGAUGCAUCAGGACCAUCAUCGUCGUGGUCACGGGGCGGUUAUCAUUCGCGUGGCGGUGGAGCCUUUGGUAAUCGUGUGCGGUCUUAUGAUGAUCGUGAACAACCACAAUCAUUUCGUCGUGGUGGCACACGUCAAACAUCUGAUGCAUGGCGUCGAUCACGAGGGGAUGAAGAUGAAAAUCAUGAUCAAAAUGAAGAUCCAUCGACAUCUACAAAUGGUUCUGCGUCUUCUUGGGCAUCUCGAGGUGGACAAACAAGACGAGGAGGAAGUUCUACCGGUACUGGUGGUGGUGGUGGUAGUGGAGGAGCAGCUUCAAUGGAAAAUCGUACUAAGUCAAAUGAUAAGUGGAGUCACACUGAUGAUCGAUCCGGUUCAUCCAACAGUUAUGAAUCAAAUCACAGUCGUGGGUGGCGAUCGAAUGCGGCAACGUCUGAUCGUGAUCUCAAUUCUCGGCGUCCACAACCAAAACGAGAACGGAUACCCGAAUGGAUGAAUGACAACGAUAACGAUAACCAAUUAAAUAGUUCGCCAUUUGAACAAGAAGCACCGUUUCCUACUGCAUCAUCUAAAAGACAAAGUAAUGAGAAUAAUGAGCAAUCAAAAUCUCAAACUCACUCUUCAAUUGAUGACACAUCAACCAAUGCAAAUGUUCAUUUGACUAAACAAAAAGAUGACAAUGCAUCAACAUUGCCAAAAACAGAUGCAAGUGUUAUGAAUGUUCCAAAGAAAAUUGAAAUCCUUGAACCCAAACCAAUGCCUCCUGUACAACAUACUCUAGCAUCAUGGGAAGAUGAAUUUGAACCGAGUGACGUAGCAACAACUGUAGUUGAAGCAACCCUUGCUGAAGAUCAUGAUUAUUCUCCACCAAUAUCUUCUCAAAAAACUCCUCAUCCAAUUUCGAUAGAAUCAAUUCAGCCUUCUGUUGCGUCAAUCAUGCCACAGCAACGUGUCCAGCCAUCAGCUGUGCUUAUUGAUGAUAAACAGUGGUUUUAUAAAGAUCCACAAAAUACAGUGCAGGGACCAUUUUCAUCAGCUGAUAUGGAACGUUGGUUUGAAGCCGGAUAUUUUACUAUAAAUUUACCUGUUAAACGUUUUGGUGAAGCACAAUUUUCAUCUAUACAACAAUUAACAAGAGAAUUAGGUCGUUUACCAUUUCGUUCCGAUGGCCCAUCGAUUCCGCCAGUUGUACAGCAACCAAUCGUGUCUGAAUCACAAAAAUUUAAUUCUAUGAUAUUCGGAACAUCGUCAACAGCAAACAAUACUUAUCUCGAUGAUUAUUUAUUGCAACAACAGCCAAGAAAAAAUAUACAACAGUCAUUAUUUAAUAGACAAACAUCAAUGCCUCUACCAAUAGUUGAUCCAAAACCGGUUACGUCUCCAACAAUGAUAAAUCCUCAAUUACAAGCAUAUUUUGCAUCUCAACAACAAUCCCAAUCCCAAGCAUCUCUGUUUUCAUCAAAUCUUGCUAAUGAUCCUGCAAUAGUCUACCCGCAACAACCUCAGUUACAACGUAGUACAUCGACAACAAAUCAGCAACAACCAUUAUUUGAUGAACUUCAUCAACAUUCAUUUCGUCAAAUACCUUCCCAAUCGAAUACAUCAGGAUCGUCGACGACAUCAUUUUUCGGUACAACUCUAUCAAUGCCACAAUCCCAAAAGCCAGACGAUAUAAUGACGCGUCUAGCUCAAGCAAUGCAAAGUCAUGGACAACAACAGCAAGAGAAAGUUGAGGAACAACGUCGUCUUGACCAACAACGACGUGAAAUUGACCUCGAACGGUUAAAAUUAACUCAACAAGCUGAACAAUUACGUGUACAACGUGAAGAUGAAGAACGACGUCAGUUCGAACAGAAACAAAAAUUUGAAGAAGAGCUGCGUAAGAAAAAUGAAGCUAGUGUUAAUAGCAAAAAUAUGAUAUUUGAUCAAAUGAAAGAAAUGGCUAAAACAAUGGAUCAGAAAAAACAACAGCAACCAGUUAAACCUCAAGUUCAACCUAAAGUUGAACUUGAUCCAUUUUUAGCUUUUCAACAAUCUCUUCAAUAUCAGAAAGAUCAACAAGCGAAAAUUGAAGCACAAAAAGCGGAAAAUGUUCGUCGCUUUCAACAACAACAACAACAACGAGAACAUGCUCAGCAGCUACAACAACAACAAUCAUUUAAACUACCAGAAACCGCCAAUUGGGCAAGACAAUCAUCUCAUAGUGAUCAGAUUCAAAAGUUAAAUUUUGCCGAAAUCCAAAAGCAAGAACAAGAAGAAGAAAGACGUGUACGAGAUGCAGCACUUGCUGCUCAACAGCUCGCUAAAAGUGACAAUGUGAAUAUUCCAAGCUCAUCAUCAAGUAAUAAACCUGGUUCAUGGGCGCGAACACUAUUUGCUGGCAGUACUCAUAAUAAUAAUAAUAAUAAUAAUAAUCGAAAUAAUUAUCUCUCAUCAGAUCAGGAAAUCACAGAACCUACGUCACCAGAUUCACCAACAACAUCAUUUAAUCAACAGGCAACAAACGCGGUACUAUCUAUUUUAAAUAUUCAUCCUAAAUCUCGUUCAGCUGCAAGUCAACAGUCAGCACCAUGGAAUGCUACGAGUGCUACACCAUCCAAUACAUCACUUCAAGAUAUUCAGCGACAACAGCAAUCUCAAAUUGAACCGAAACAGACAGUACAACAGCCGCAACCGCAACCACAACCACAACAACCAACACAGUUAAGUUCAUCUGGUCAUUCAACACCAGCAUGGGGUGGUGUUUUUCAACAGCCUACACCACCUUCAUCAUCAUCCAUAUUCUGGGGCGAUACUCAACCAAGUCCAUCACCACCAGCUAAACCUGCCGCAACUAGUAACACUAAACCAUUAACACCAUGGACUGAAAUAAAAUCUGCCGCAGCAUCCUCAUCGUCAACAACAAAAUCAAAUCUAGCACAUGCUGAAUUAUCAAAAAGUGAACGUGAAGUAAAAUGUCUUUUUUCAACGACACGCACACAGGAUGCAUUAUCGAAAUGGACACAAACACAAUUCAAAGAUAAUUUACAGGCUAUUGAUGUUCCAACACUUGUUCAAUUAUUAAAAGAUAUCGAUAGUUCAGAUGAAAUUAUUGAAUAUGUUCAACCAUACAUAGGUUCUGUUAUUAAAGCGAGAGAAUUCGCCAGUGAUUUUAUUGUCAAACGUAAACAAUUAGCCAAUGCUGAACCCGAAUUAGAUAAUGAACGUUUACAUGAAUUAGCUAUGGCACCAACGUCAUCGAAUUCGGGUAAUGGCGGUGAUGAAGGCUUUCAAUUAGCGAGUAAUGGACAAAAGAAGAAAGCUAAAAAAACGAAAGGACAAAAGAUCGAUGUUAAACAACUUGGUUUUAUGGUUAACAAUCGACCAGAACACCGAGAUGAUAUUGAUAAAGUACCUAUGUAA